Struthio camelus australis is the source of this 1657-nucleotide messenger RNA. RefSeq names its product zinc finger C4H2-type containing (gene ZC4H2). Lineage: Eukaryota; Metazoa; Chordata; Aves; Struthioniformes; Struthionidae. The record is from RefSeq and is a predicted model, not a curated record. Gene Ontology annotation, cellular component: nucleus. Gene Ontology annotation, biological process: positive regulation of neuron differentiation.
ACAGGCUCAGAGACAAUAUGCUAGGAGGGGUGGCUACAUUGUGUCUAUUGUACGUUUUUCUCUCUCCCCCCCACCCCCCCCAGCAUUUUGUACAUUACUCGGGAGGUUUAAAUUGGGAGUGAAAAGCAUGGCUGAUGAGCAAGAAAUCAUGUGCAAACUCGAGAGCAUCAAGGAGAUCAGGAAUAAGACUUUGCAGAUGGAAAAAAUAAAGGCACGACUGAAAGCAGAAUUUGAAGCCCUGGAGUCUGAGGAGAGGCACCUGAAAGAAUACAAACAGGAAAUGGACCUGCUGCUGCAAGAGAAGAUGGCCCAUGUGGAGGAGCUGCGGCUGAUCCACGCUGAUAUUAAUGUGAUGGAGAACACUAUCAAGCAGUCUGAGAAUGAUCUCAACAAGCUACUGGAAUCUACUCGUCGCCUGCACGAGGAGUACAAACCCCUGAAGGAGCAUGUAGAUGCUUUACGGAUGACUCUGGGCUUGCAGAGGCUGCCAGAUCUUUGUGAGGAGGAAGAGAAACUGUCCCUUGAUUACUUUGAAAAGCAGAAAGCGGAAUGGCAGACAGAACCACAGGAGCCUCCCAUCCCAGAGUCUCUGGCUGCAGCUGCAGCUGCUGCCCAACAGCUGCAAGUGGCUAGGAAACAAGAUACCAGACAGACAGCAACUUUUAGACAACAGCCACCUCCAAUGAAGGCAUGUUUAUCGUGUCACCAGCAAAUUCAUCGGAAUGCACCCAUAUGUCCACUCUGCAAAGCAAAGAGUCGAUCUCGGAAUCCCAAAAAGCCCAAGAGGAAACAGGAUGAAUGAAGAAGAACAGAAGAUUGAGAACCACACAUGUGACCAGUCCCAGUACCCUUCCAGUAGAACUGUAAAUGUAGCCAGACUUUAUUAAGUGCAGACGCAAGUACAACCUACCCAUUGUUUUCUAUUUAAUGUUAUGUAAGCACAAUGUUUCUGUUCUAUCUUAAAUUUCCUUCCAGUCCUUGAGAUUUGGUUUUAGGAAAAGAAAUAUUAAUGGUGCUACAGUUCAACAUUUCAAACAUUCCAUCUUUCGGAGUCCUAAAGAAAAAAGAAUUCUACUAUAAGUAUCCUAAAUGCCAGACUAUUCCUAUAGGCCAAAUGUAAUGACUAUAAAUUCUUUUAUGACCUCUUUUUUAAAACAGAUGUUACUGAAAGAUUAUUCUAAUUUUCUCCUAAUAACAGGAGACUACUUGAACUGCAGAAAACAGCAGACUGUCUGCCUGUUUCACUAAAGAACAACUUAUUUACCUGGCUAGUAAUACUACACAGGCUUGAGUAUCAAGUAGAACUGUUUUUAUAAUGGACAUGUUUAUGAAAAAAAAGAUUUAGAUAUACAGGAAAUCAGUGCAUUAAGGACACAAGUGAUUUUUGAUUUACUGGAGUUUGAUCGUACUAUUCCUUCAAAUUUGGCUUAAAAUUUGGAAGGUGUAUCAAGUUGUAGGAUGUGAAUGAAUUACUAAAAAUGUCAUAAAUUAUGAUGCGUUACCAUCUUAACGUUGUAUUAUUUUCAGCAGUCAGAAGACUAACUGACUUAAGCGUAAGGCUCAAAUGAACUGCAUUAGUGGUCUUCCUAGGAUCUAUGGCCAACAAGCUCACUAUGGUUCUCCAGGGAUCACACAUCAAAUAACCCAUACCUCUUUG